AUGCGAGAGGAGGCUAGUGUUAUAUUUGCUGCUCCUGUAAGUUGGUCACAGGUUAAAGGCGGGUGGAUAUGGGAAAGGAUUUGGGAUAGAGGGGAAAAGCCUAUUUCAGUCCAUUUGCAAAACCCUGCAAUCUCUCAAAUUCUUCAUAUCAAUUUUUCUAUAGGUAUAACCUCUUUAGAAUCUUGGGGAAGUUUUGCCAAUUUGGAAGGUUCUCAAUCCAGGAAAAGAAAUCUGGCAAUGGAAGAUAGGUAUAGCUAUUCCAGGAAAAGCAGUGGUGCAUUAUGGAGAUCCUUGAGAGAUGGGGAUUUUGAGGAAGAAGAUGUAUGGGCAGUUUUCAAGGAAAGUAAAGAUUCAACGUUCAAAGUUGGCCAAUCCAUUGAAUCAUUAAGUAUUGCAGUUACUAGACAUCUCCCAAGUGCUGCAAGAAUGAUCCCCAGAUCUUUGUCUGCGAUUAGUGAUGUCGGAAGCUGUUGUUCUAGUUCAACCACUACUCAUGAUGAGACCCAUGGUGUUAAGCAGCAGCAAUCAGCCCAUGUAAACAUCCCUGAUUGGUCAAAGUUUUCUACAAAGAUGGGGAAUGGUUCAUGGCACGGUGAUGACGACGACGACGACAACAAUGAUGAUGAUGAAUAUCAUACCAAGUUUCCACCACAUGAAAUCAUUGCUAAGCGGCUAGCAAGAAGUCAGAUUUCAUCUUUCUCGGUGUUUGAAGGUGUUGGUAGAAAACUCAAAGGGAGGGACUUGAGGAAAGUGAGAAAUGAUGUUUUAACAAAAACAGGUUUCCUUGAAUAAUUUUCAUCAAUGAGACGAAGGUUAAUGCAAUGGAGCCAGUCACAUAAAAGCAAGCAACG
This is a messenger RNA of Hibiscus syriacus, 851 nucleotides long. RefSeq lists its product as uncharacterized. NCBI's taxonomy places the organism in Eukaryota, Viridiplantae, Streptophyta, Magnoliopsida, Malvales, Malvaceae. The transcript is spliced from 7 exons. The coding region runs from base 1 to 792 and encodes 263 amino acids. The record is from RefSeq and is a predicted model, not a curated record.